Messenger RNA from Gopherus flavomarginatus (Mexican gopher tortoise), 1195 nucleotides. RefSeq names its product deoxyribonuclease 1 like 3 (gene DNASE1L3). Gene Ontology annotation, cellular component: nucleus. Bases 50 to 964 code for a protein of 304 amino acids. Gene Ontology annotation, molecular function: DNA nuclease activity. Lineage: Eukaryota; Metazoa; Chordata; Testudines; Testudinidae. Gene Ontology annotation, biological process: programmed cell death involved in cell development; apoptotic DNA fragmentation. The record is from RefSeq and is a predicted model, not a curated record. The transcript has 8 exons.
UACACAGCACGCACUCUUCACCAGUGCUCUUUGUCCAAGGACUUCAAAGAUGUUCUGCAUCUCUUUAUUUUUGCUUUUCUUUUUCAAUGCAACUCUGAGCAUAAAAAUCUGCUCCUUCAAUGUGAGGUCUUUCGGAGAAGCAAAAAGGGCCAGACCUGAAGUCUUAGAUGUUAUUGUAAAGGUUAUUUCUCGCUGUGACAUCAUGCUACUGAUGGAAAUAAAGGACAACAGCAACAAGAUAUGCCCUCUUUUAAUAGAAAAUCUCAAUGGUCAGUACCAAGAAGAAUAUGACUACGUGAUCAGUAAAAGGUUAGGAAGAAAGUCCUAUAAGGAACAAUAUGCUUUUAUCUAUAGAUCAAAUGUGGUGUCAGUGAAGCAAACCUAUCAGUAUCCAGAUAUUCAGCCUGGAGAUGUAGAUGCUUUUUCUAGAGAACCCUUUGUUGUCUGGUUCAAGUCUCCAAAAACUGUUGUUAAAGAAUUUGUGAUAAUCCCUCAACACACCACACCUGAAACAGCUGUGCGGGAAAUUGAUGAGCUCUACGAUGUGUAUUUAGACGUCAAACAGCGCUGGAAAUCUAAGAACUUCAUCUUCAUGGGGGACUUCAAUGCUGACUGUGGUUAUGUUCCAAAGAAGCACUGGAAGAACAUUAGGCUGAGAACUCACUCUGAGUUUGUGUGGCUAAUUGGCGACAAAAAUGACACAACAGUUAGGAACAGCACAAACUGUGCAUAUGACAGAAUUGUGAUCCACGGUGAAAAGCUCAUCAGCGCUGUUGUCCCAAACUCAGCUGAUAUCAUUGAUUUUCAAAAGGCCUUUGGAAUGACUGAAGAGCAGGCUCUGGAAGUUAGUGAUCACUUUCCAGUAGUGUUUGAGCUUAAAACUACCCAGAGUUUCCUCAACGGACCAAGAUCACUUGCUGCAAAGAAAAGAAAAACAAGAACUCUCCACCAUUUGUCGUCCUAGGCACCUUGGAUUCUCUUGCUAUCAUCCUUUGUGUGUACAUUAAAAUAGUAAAAAAACACACCCCAAACAUUCCCUUUAAAACAAUAGAUAAUGUUUAAAACUUAGCCUAGUUGUACUCUCUCCUUUAGUAGAAAAAACAAUACUUUGUUUAAUUGUGAAAUAUUAUCUAGGAAGAUGAAUUAAGUCUGUAGAUUAUUAUAAAGUAACUAAAAAUAAAUCAGCUAAAAUUAA